GAUUGCCGCCGACGCUCCGGAUCCGGGGCUCCCACAAAAAGAGCGCCCAAAGAGAGAGGGGAGGAAACCCCAGGAUCUCCCGGAACACGAUUCAUAUGCUGGCAAUCAACAGCUGCUAGAUCGGCCUGGUUUAGCCGAGGAUGGAGCGGCGCGGCAUUUGACGGCUGAGUUGGGCUUCACAAUGUCUGCCAUCUCCCGCAGCCUCAGGUCAGCAACCAAGCUGCGAGUCCAAUUGCGAGCCGCAAGUGGUCUCUGCUCGGCCUCCGUCGGCGCCGCUCGCUUUGCCUCGUCCGGCUUUGCUGUGGCCUCAGUCCCCGCCUCGCGCAGCAACUUUUCGACUUCCUUCUCCAAGCUUUCUGGGGCGCCCGCCAUGGCUUCCUCUGCGCGCGAGUACGAUCCUGAGAUCAAGGACAUUGCCGACUAUGUCGCCAACAAGACGAUUGACUCUGAGCUAGCUUUCGACACCGCUCGAUGGAUCCUCCUCGACACCCUCGGCUGCGGUCUUGAGGGCCUCCGCUUCAAGGAGUGCGCAAAGCUGCUGGGCCCGGUCGUCCCCGGCACCGUCGUGCCCAACGGCACCAAGGUGCCCGGCACUCCCUUUGUGCUGGACCCGGUCAACGGCGCCUUCAACAUCGGAGCCAUGAUCCGCUGGCUCGACUUCAACGACUGCUGGCUGGCCGCUGAAUGGGGCCACCCCUCCGACAACCUGGGAGCCAUCCUGGCUGUUGCCGACUGGGUCAACCGCACCAACAAGGCUGGCGGCAACCUGGCCGGCGGCAAGAUCUUCACGAUCCGAGACGUGCUCGAGGCCAUGAUCAAGGCCCACGAGAUCCAGGGCUGCCUGGCUCUGCUCAACUCGUUCAACAAGGUCGGUCUGGACCACGUCGUGCUGGUCAAGGUCGCCUCCACCGCCGUCGUGUCCAAGAUGCUGGGCCUCAGCGAGAAGCAGAUUGCCGAUGCCGUGACCCAGGCCUGGGUUGACGGCCAGAGCCUGCGCACCUACCGCCACAGCCCCAACACCAUGUCCCGCAAGUCCUGGGCUGCCGGUGAUGCCUGCCAGCGCGCUGUUAACCUGGCGCUCAAGGUGAUGAAGGGCGAGCAGGGUGUUCCCACCGUUCUGUCUGCUCCCACCUGGGGCUUCUACGACGUUCUGUUCAAGGGCAAGAAGUUCGAGUUCCAGCGCCCCUACGGCAGCUACGUGAUGGAGAACGUUCUCUUCAAGGUGUCUUAUCCUGCCGAGUUCCACUCCCAGACUGCCGUCGAGGCCUCGGAGAAGAUCCACCACCAGCUCAAGGCCAUGGGCAAGUCCGCCGCCGACAUCAAGGCCGUCACCUGCCGAACCCACGAGGCCUGCAUCCGCAUCAUCGACAAGCAGUUUAAGCCCAUGGACAACUUCGCCGACCGCGACCACUGCAUCCAGUACAUGUCCGCCGUCAUGCUCGUCUUCGGCCGCCUCGAGGCCACCGACUACGUUGACGGCUCCGAGGCUGCCACCUCUGAGCUCGUCGAGUCUCUCCGCAAGAAGAUUACGUGCGUCGAGGACCCUCAGUUCACCAAGGACUACCACGACCCUGCCCUGCGAACCAUUUCCAACGCCUUGACCGUCGAGCUCAACGACGGCACCGUCCUCCCCGAGGUGGUUGUUGAGGCUCCUCUGGGCCACCGUCUCCGUCGUGAGGAGGCCAAGCCCGUCAUCCUGGCCAAGUACAAGCGCCAUCUCGCCCCUCACUUCCCCGAGGCCACUGUCAAGGAACUUGUCGAGCUCAGCCAGGACACCAAGAAGCUGGAGUCCAUGACUGUCGACGAGUACGUUGACAAGUAUGCCGUCAAGGAGAGCAAAUUUGUCGUUUAGAUGGGGGUUGCACAAAGAUAAAAUUAAAGAGACGGAAGUCCUUAUAUACCUAGCUUAUGAUGAUUUGCUUUU
This is a messenger RNA of Trichoderma citrinoviride, 1924 nucleotides long. Its product is annotated as 2-methylcitrate dehydratase. Bases 182 to 1852 code for a protein of 556 amino acids. Gene Ontology annotation, molecular function: 2-methylcitrate dehydratase activity; 2 iron, 2 sulfur cluster binding. Gene Ontology annotation, cellular component: mitochondrion. The transcript is spliced from 4 exons. The record is from RefSeq and is a predicted model, not a curated record. NCBI's taxonomy places the organism in Eukaryota, Fungi, Ascomycota, Sordariomycetes, Hypocreales, Hypocreaceae.